This is a messenger RNA of Fimicolochytrium jonesii, 1016 nucleotides long. RefSeq lists its product as uncharacterized. Lineage: Eukaryota; Fungi; Chytridiomycota; Chytridiomycetes; Spizellomycetales; Powellomycetaceae. The coding region runs from base 188 to 892 and encodes 234 amino acids. The transcript has 8 exons. The record is from RefSeq and is a predicted model, not a curated record.
CUGGAUUUAUACAAAUCUCGAGGAAAUCCCUCGACGGGUGACAUCUUUCCCUGAAACGCAAACUGACCAGCAUGUUAGGUUUCUGGAAGCUGACGCAAACAAGCCAACGACGAAAAGCAAAUUGGACGACUUGCCUUCCUUUUUGGAUGAAGUCAAACGGAUGCAUAGCUUAUAAAAAGAGAGGCCAAUGCUUCACAAAUCAUUCUCCUGUAAAUCAAUCGUAUAUUUGAACAACCCCUUACCGCGUUUUGUCGAAGAACCUUCAUUUUCACCUGCUUCCAGCCACUCACCAGGACCCAUGGACGAACAGGAGGGCCUCAACGUUGCUGAGCUCGCCAAACAUUCGUGCAGGAAGGAGAGCAAGUUUAAAGGUGUACCAUUGACUGUCUUGGCACCAGUGCUGGUGGCUUUGGCAUUGGUUGGCGUGCUUCUUCCGGUCAAGUUACAAACCGAGAGUGUGAUUGCACCUCUUCCAGGGCUCGUCAAAGGUGUCCGAGAUUUAUCGAGUACUACGGCUAUAUUCGCUGGACCUUGGCAAGAUUUCCAGAAUCAUUCUGAAUUUAUUUCGACCUUGGCGCAUCUCUGGGGUUCAUUCAAACUUGACGCCAUAUCCUGCAAUUCAGCCCGUUGGCGAUCUGGUCAUAGCAACACUGAACCAUUGGAUUGGUAUACCAACGACUUCGGAGUCAUCCAAAUUGUCAGAGCGCCUGGUUCGGCAGAUGUUUGGGCUGCAAUUUCAGACACAGGAAGCCCGGGCUUCCAGCGUAUCUACGCCCUAAAUAAAACUACAGUGCCCAAAACCGGUACUGUCAAAACUUCAGCAACUGGACUUCCUUGCUAUGCUCCCCCUUGGAGACUGCCUACUAAACACAUGAUAUUGCAGUGCUUGUAGCAUUGAACUUGACGACCCAGUAUACGGAACCUUUCGUAUCAUAUCUUGUCGACGCUACUAUUAAUCUCGCCACUACAUACGUCGUUGCGAUGAGCUACAAUGCUGGGAUGGCCCCCUUCGGAUG